UUAGCUGAUGAAUUCAGUGUGAGCGAUUAUUGUGGAACGAUAGCUUUAACUGUUUUGAUAAUGGGAAUACAUAUAAUAAUAGCCAAUGCUGGCGACUCUUGUGUGGUGCUAUGUAGGAACAGGUCUGCAACACAUAUUACUGACGACCACAGGGGGUCGACUUGCUUACAAGAAACGGAAAGAUGUGAGUGGUAAAUAAUCAGCUAUACAUUAUCAGCCAGAGCCAAAAAUCGAUUAUACAUUAAAAGCUGUUGGUGGAAGUUUAACAGCCAUUCUUGGACUUUCUGACCUGAUAGAUGUAAGUUUCUUUAUGAUGUGAUUAACAUUGUUUUGUAACUAAGUUUGUCUGAAUUGUUGAUAGUUUCUAUGCAGGUGAAGAGCUAACACUAAAAUACAAUUAUAUCCCUGAUUACUAAUGUGACUUUACAUUGACUUGAGGGUUAUGUUAAUGUAAUUAAUAAUCACAUUAAUAAUAGACUGCACAUUAAUAACAUCGGCUGAUCAUCUGCCCAUAACAGUUCUGUAUUAAAUUUUGAAUUAAACAACAUUUUUCAUUCCAAAAGACUAUUUUAAAUGCCUAUAUAAAUAAGUCUCCACAUUGCAGGUCAUACUCGCCUUCUCUUCAACAACCUGUAGUUGCUGGAUCUACACGUGACGCCAUGUCAGGGAACAACACUGUCGCCGGCUAUUCAGAAAAAUGGACCACCCUAGAAGCCAUCUUGAACCACGGAAGAAGAAAUAGGCAACACACGAGUGCUGAAUUCACCUGUCAUGUUCAACUUAAGCGCAUACGCAAUAACCAGGAGUGGUUCAGGCUGACAUGUGGCGGUGGAGGCUGCAUGAAAGGUGUAGUAGGUGAAGACAAGAAUAUGUGGUGUGAUGGGUGCGAAAACCCCGUACUCUUCCCAAGAGUAAGUUUCAGGCUAGAACUCGAGGUGUUUGAUUCAACAGCCGAAGCUGUCAUUGUCUGCUUUGAUGACACCGCCGAACACUUGACAAAUGCCACUGCUCAUGAUAUACUCACAUCAGAGUCUGUCCUAUCAGGCGUCUACAACCUUUAUUCUACCGACAUCCAGGAUAAGUUCACUCCGGUGAUAGUAAGAAACCCCGACAACAGCAUCUCAGCACUGCCGAAAUGUUUGCAGUCUCUUGUGGGCAGCACUCAGACCCUCCUGCUUGAUUCAUGUACGUACUAUGAUCAUGGUUCUUUCGAAAGUUUUAACUGCAAGAAUGUUCUUCUAUACGGAGAUGGCGGUGGGUGCGUUGGUUCUUCCACACCUCAUUCGCUCUCUAAUAAAGACAAUGAGGUAGUGCCGAUACCGACACCAGUUAAGCACGUUGAAACGACCAUAAGGUAUAUCUCCGUUUAUCAUUGAUUUUGACUUCAAUAAGAAUUGUACUGAUGAUAUUUAAACCACACAAUAUGCAUUACAUUUACAAAAAGUUUUGUUAGGUAUGUCCAGCAUUAUAAAUUAUGAUUUUGUUUCUUUUUUUUUUUUACAUUAAAAUGUACAUAAGUUAGUUAUGAAUGUCUAAAACGACCUCAAAGGAAGGGCCCCAUGCAAGACAAAUAUGUUGGGCUAAUCGGGACCAUGAACCAACAAACCUAGCUUUUUAAGCAACCUUAUAGCUUUUUUUAAUUGUCAAGAAAAGUUCCUGUUCUUUCCUUCGCAGGACUACUUAUACAAAAUCGGGUUCGGAUUCAGAAGAAAACGUUGACGAUGAUCCACGUGAAAGGCAGUCGACCGGUGAUGGGAUUGGGGAUGAUAGUGCCAUGCGUUAACUAAAGUUCGGUCCAUGUGUUAGCCAAUAAGACAAGGAGGCGUGCGAGAGCUACUGCGUUUUUCCCAUUUACGUUUCAUGUUUUUUAUUUUGGAAGACAUCUUUUCCCUUUUUUUUUGGGCACAAAAGUUAUGCCGACAGAACAAAUUACGAUCCAUGGUUUAAUAAAGUUUUAGCAUGCCUCUUUAUAUAGGUCUUUG
Messenger RNA from Helianthus annuus (common sunflower), 1982 nucleotides. RefSeq lists its product as uncharacterized. The transcript has 4 exons. The record is from RefSeq and is a predicted model, not a curated record. The coding region runs from base 660 to 1376 and encodes 238 amino acids. Lineage: Eukaryota; Viridiplantae; Streptophyta; Magnoliopsida; Asterales; Asteraceae.